This is a messenger RNA of Anguilla anguilla (European eel), 2332 nucleotides long. It is a transcript of the gene cltrn, whose product is annotated as collectrin, amino acid transport regulator. The transcript is spliced from 6 exons. The record is from RefSeq and is a predicted model, not a curated record. Lineage: Eukaryota; Metazoa; Chordata; Actinopteri; Anguilliformes; Anguillidae. Bases 45 to 704 code for a protein of 219 amino acids.
GUCUGAGAGGCUGCUUACUUCACUUGUGUUGUUGAUGAGGCAGAAUGUUGGCCUGGCUCCUGUUAGCGCUCUGUUUGGCCCUGACGCAUUUUGUGGCUCUGACACAGGGACUCUGCACCAAGGAUGCUCCCGAAGGCUACAAAGUGCGGCUCAGCAUUGUCACAGCCCUUGGGCCUGAGGCGUACCAGUGGAACGAGAGCGAGAUGUUCCUUUUCAGGGCCACCCUGGCCUUCGCUAUGAGGAGACACUUCAACGUUGAGACAUACGACAUCGACAACAUACUUGUCUGUGCAGAGACUCCACGUGUGUCCUUCUGGUUUGUUGUGACCAACCCACUGAAUGCAGCACAGCUCAUCUCUGGAGAACAGGUGGAAUUGGCUGUCAGGAAUUCGAGGAAUCGUAUUAAUAGUGCCUUCCUGUUGACCGAUAAAACACUGGAGUUCCUGGGUAUCCCACCUACCCUCGCUGUUCCAGUUGAACCCGCCACACGCCCCUGGCUCAUUGUCUUUGGAGUAGUCAUUGGCCUGGUCACCGCGGGCAUACUCAUCAUUCUCGUAUCGACACUGACAAAAAGGAUACGAAACAAGAAAGAGGUGCUGGAGGAGGAGACGCUGGAGAAUGUGUACGAGACCGAAUUCCCAGAGGCGAAAUCCGGCACCCCCAAUGGAGGAUUCAUAGAGGACGAGCGCAACACGCAGUUGUAGAACAGGAGAACGUCUGCAACAAAAUGCCAACUGUUUAGCUGAAACAACAAGGGACCUGCAAAAACACCGGUUAGACAUUCCUCAGCAACGCUCAUAUCUAACUACAAAUCACAAAACGCGCGUGUGCAUUUUAUGGGUGCGAUCAUGCUCAGUAAAGCCCAGCGCCUCUGAAAUGCAAAUUCACCAAGUGUAAUUUGCAUACUUGGUUUGCAAAUGGUCGAGGGAUUGAUUUUCAGAAUGGACAGCCACUUGUAAGCGAGGUUAAACGCCUGAGAAAAUUGAUUGAUCAUUUGACGAUUAGCAAUAGUUGUUUUUUUCAGUGUGAAAUAAACUUAAUGGUACCGAGAGAACACUGUAAAAUAGUUUAAGACAUAUUUUAUCACUUCUGUAUACAGGUACAUGUUUGUAUAUUUUCUAUAUAUGUUUGUUGGUGUGUUCCUCUAAAUCCUGAAUACAAUCAGUGGAAUAUGCUUUUAUUUACCAUGACCUGCAGAUGUUACUUUUAUUUAAUACUUUUUGUUUUUAUGUCUGUCCAUGAAAAUCAUUUCAUUUGUCUGGAGUGAAUGAUUAUUUUCAUAUAACAUUCAACUUUCACAGACAGAAAAUAAGUAAUAAUCAAUAAUAAUAAGCAAUAAUACAUAUUAAUAUGGCUACGUUUAAUAAUAAACCAUAACAAUACAUGGCAAGAACCAUACUGUAAGUUUCUUUUGUUUAGACACUAAGUAAACUUUUGACAGACUCAAAGAAAGACAUUUGAAGGGUAAUUCCUUGUACAAAAGGGGGCAGCACUGAGCUUUUUUUGAAAUCAGUGUCCCCCCUCAUACUGACAAAUGAAAGAACCAUCAUUGACCCCUUCCAUUUAUGCAAGUGAUAUGCUCAAUUAAGCUAUCAUGGGUCUAAAUAGAGUGAAAACUAAAACAAACCCAACCACAGUACUAUGAAUUCCCCUUAUACUAAUGACAGACCCCUGUUUCAUCGAUAAGCUGCUUAGGGUUCAAAAGCAUACCACGUUUAAAAAAAAUGGGACGAGAGCUGGAAAAAUGUUUUUUGUGCAAAAAAUGGAACUAUGGUAAUUGUUACAGUAUAUGUCUCACCUCGAAAUGUUAACAGUGUGUAAAACUCCAGAGUAAAGCACCUUUUAAGGAAGAAAUUAACCAAUAACAGUAUAAAAGUAGAAAUACAAAUUGAUUUCUGAGACUUAUGACAUUAAAAUAACAAGUGCUCUACAGAUGUUAUAAACUCCUUCUACAAAGUAAAAUGUCCAGUGUUAAUUCAACUCUAACAGAGUACGUACAGAGUGAGUCCAGUUGGGACUGUAUGUUCUCUUUAAGAGUUGAUUUAACACUGGACAUGUUACUGUGUAGAAGUUUUCUCAGAAAGAAAAGAUCAACAACUUGCCUUGCAAUAUCAGUGUACUACUGUAUAUACAAAUCACACAAACCUCACUAAUAAAUAGGAAGGGACUAUAUACUUUCCAUUUUAUUUCUCACUGAAAAAUGCGGAAAAAACUUAUUGUAUAUAAAUUUUAGAUUGUCCAUUCACUAAAUGAAAAAUAAGUUUUGUUUGAGAAUAAAACUGGAGUCUGUAUUGUAUCUGUAUUUUUUUUAAAUAAAGUGGAACUUUCAGCA